CGGCACAAGACAGCUUCCUCCGGUGUUGGCCUGAAGCUUUUGGGAGCAAGGAAAGCCCGAUCGCCAUGGCGGCAGGGAAGGUGUACUCGUUCGAGGAGGUGCGGCCGCACGCUGAUCGGAAGGAUUGCUGGCUCAUCAUCAACGGCAAGGUGUACGACGUGACGGCGUUCAUGGAGGAGCACCCCGGCGGCGACGAGGUCCUGCUGGCGUGCAUCGGCAAGGACGCGACGGCCGACUACGAGAACAUCGGCCACAGCGAGUCGGCCAAGGAGCAGAUGGCGCAGUACUGCAUCGGGGAGUUCGACGCCGCAACCAUGCCCGCCAAGCCAGUCAAAGUCGAGGACUUCCCGGCUCCCAGCGCCAGCAGCCCGGGCGUCUGGCGCACGGUGCUGCAGCUCGCCGUGCCCCUCCUGCUGGUGACCAUGGCUUUUGGGUUCCAGAACUUCGCCAACACCGAAACAGAGUAGGGAAAACAGAUGCCGUCGUGAUGCAAAUCAUGUGGCCUUCCUGGAAGUAUCUGCGCGUCCUAAGUAGCUGCCGUCUGUCAGCCUGAUGGCUAGUGUUCCGUCUCAAACACGGCAAUCGUUUUUUCUCUUCAAAAAGGGAAAAAAAUACUGCAACCGUAGACUUGUGGUUCUAUCAUAAACGUGGAGGAUGUAUACUUUGAUUAAUUGUUGGCAAUUUCAUAGUAUUUUUAUUACUAA
Messenger RNA from Lolium rigidum, 704 nucleotides. RefSeq names its product cytochrome B5-like. The transcript is spliced from 4 exons. The coding region runs from base 66 to 467 and encodes 133 amino acids. Gene Ontology annotation, cellular component: membrane; intracellular membrane-bounded organelle. Gene Ontology annotation, molecular function: heme binding. The record is from RefSeq and is a predicted model, not a curated record. Lineage: Eukaryota; Viridiplantae; Streptophyta; Magnoliopsida; Poales; Poaceae.